UCACAAAAAUCUAAAUAGAAGCAAACACGGCUUAGAAUUCAAGCAAGGGAGAGAAAGACAUUUUUACUUAGGUUCUGGACCAGAUCAGUCAGUAUCAUAAAAUCGACUUUCAUCACUUGCAAGCAACUAGAUCGAAGGAGAUCGGUGCUUGGUGCCUCGGGGUGCCCUAACCUGGCUUGUAGAGAUCCUUGUCACGAGGUGAUUCUUAAGAGAGCGUGCCGAGAAGCAGCCCAGUCAAAACUGGAGUAGUGCACGGGCCAUUGAAUAAUUUAAGGAGAAAAGCGAACAACAGGCUACAGAGGAAACUGAAGGCACCAGCACCUGCGGAGUGGGCAGCAUUUGGUCUCAUUUAAAAGACUGAAAACUGUCCAGACCACUCACAUUUGACAAUUCAGAGAAAUAUUUCAACUGGGCUGAGGGAAGAGAGCUUGAAGGCUAAACCUGAACAAAUUAUUUUCUUCUGCAUUCCUCCACCACAGUGUACAAAAGGUUCCCUCCUAGAUCAUCCUGGGUGGUGAGGAAUGCCAUCACGAAGGGAUGGCCACAGGUGAUGGCAAACCUGAUUGCGGGUGUGUGCCCUACCCUAUGGAGCAGAUCCUAGCGGUCCCUGCACAGGAAAGAAAUCUUACCUUUUAAGUCCCUGUUCGGGCGCCACUUACCGGGGACCAGCCUCCUGCAAAAUGUCAUGUCAGGGGUUCCUGAAAGGAUGAGACGGCGUCGGCGAAAACGAAAGGGCUGAGGGGAAGGGGAUGAGGUAGAAUGAGGAGACACUGACACUUGCAAAUACUAAAUAAACCAAAGUGUCUAGGGAGAAAGAAGUGAUUUUUUACAGUUAUUUUCUUUGCCAUGGGAGUGCUAAUGUUCAAGCAUAUCUUCUUCACAAGCUUUCUUGGAUUCCAUGCAACACUUCUUCUGUUUCCAGUCUGUUUGACGCAAGAUUAUACAGCCAUUCCUAUUGUUCCAAAUGCUUCUUUCCUCUGGGCUUGGAAUGCCCCAACUCACAAUUGUGUUAAGUUCAAUAUAACGAUAGAUUUGAGCCUCUUCUCCUUAUCAGGAAACCCCGGGCUAAACCGCCCAGGACAAGGUGUUACAAUAUUUUAUAAGGACAAACUGGGCUACUAUCCUUGUGUACAUAAAGGUAAAAAUGUGAAUGGAGGAAUCCCUCAGUUGGCAUGUCUGCAAAAUCAUUUGGACAAAGCUAGGAAAGACAUUUGCGGUUCCUUUGGACCGAACGACGUGGGCUUGGCUGUAAUUGACUGGGAAGAAUGGAGGCCCCUUUGGGACAGAAAUUGGGGUGCUAAAGUUAUUUACAAAACCCAAUCUAUUGAUUUAGCUCACCAAAAUAAUACGACACUCACUUUUCAAAAGGCAGGCCUAGUUGCCAAAGCGGAGUUUGAAAAAGCUGGAAGGAAUUUCAUGCUAGAGACUUUAAAAUUGGGACAAUUACUACGGCCGAAAUACUUAUGGGGUUAUUAUCUUUUUCCUGAUUGUUACAAUCAUAAUUAUACCAAAGACCGAGCUUACAAUGGAAGUUGCCCUGAUAAAGAAAAAGAAAGAAAUAAUUUGCUCCACUGGUUAUGGAAUGAAAGCACUGCCCUUUUCCCAUCCGUUUAUUUGAAUACCGGAAUAAAUGGUUCCAAUACUGCGCUCUUUGCCCGGAAUCGUGUGCUGGAAGCCCUUCGAGUUUCUAAAGUGCGAAACAAUACGGACCCGCUUCCAGUUUUUGUAUAUCUGCGUCUAGUUUUUACUGAUAACUUUACGACUUUCCUUUGUAAGGAUGACCUUGUGCAUACAAUUGGGGAAAGCGUUGCUCUAGGCGCCUCUGGAAUGGUAAUAUGGGGCAGCACCAAUUUAACCCGAAAUGAGACAGAUUGCACGAACCUAGCCAAUUAUAUGAAGAAUACCCUGAAUCCUUACAUAAUCAAUGUCACCCUAGCAGCCAAAAUGUGUAGCCAAGUGCUUUGCCAAGAUCAGGGAGUGUGUAUAAGGAGAAACUGGAAUUCAAGCGACUAUCUUCACCUGAACCCAAGGAAAUUUACUAUUCAAAUGGUGAAUGACAGAAAAUAUGUGUUAAAAGGGAAGCCCACACAGGACGACCUGCAGCAGUUUUCUCAAAAAUUUCAUUGCCGCUGUUAUGCCAAUAUCCAUUGUAUGACAAGAGUGAAUGUGACUACUACAAAUCUUACCCAUCUAUGUGUUGGUAAUGAUGUUUGUAUAGAUGCCUUUGUAAACCCAGCACUCAGUGGUCCUUCUAAACUGAAUGACAGAUCUUCAGGUGCUUAUAGCAGUGCUGCGUCUACUAUACCAUAUGCUACAAUGUCCCCACGUGCUUCUGGGAAAGUCCUCAAUGAGAGCCUCCAAACAAAAUGUUUAGUGGAAGCUGUCUCCAACAUCCUCCAAGAAGAACAUGAACGUUGCUUAUAUAAUCUAAACACUCCUAAUGAAACAACCUUUCCCUGUACAAGUUCAGUGCUUAUUAAAUUUCCUAUCCACAUACUUUAUGUUUUUCUAGCUUUUACAUUUUUAUACUUAGUAACUUAAAAAAUGAUUAUUUUCAUGCACGUGAUAAUCCUUGGUUUGUAUUUGAAGUGAUGAUAAAAACACAUGGCUAUGAUAAUGAAUAGCUUGACAUUUUGAGCAAAAAUUAUUUUCUUAUGAUCAAAUGAAACUUUAAAUUAUUAUUGAUAGACAAGGAAUGUUGACUACCACCUUUGAUUUUCAAAAUCAUAGAACAGUGUUAUUACUAAAACCAUUGAUAACAACAAUAUGAUUGAAACUCCAUUUGACUUGAAUCCGGAUUUUUAACAGAGCAUACAAUUUCUUUAAGAUAAUGUCCAAGUUAUAUCUUCUGGUUGCCAUGAUUCUGUAGCAAAUAUUUUGCGUACAUGAAUGUAUAUAUACUGAUUGUAAAAACUGUAAUUCCUAAAACAACUGUCUACCUAGGUUUUGCCUGAGAAAAGUGAAGGUUUGGAUAAUACCACUUUAUUACAAAUGAAUAUCAUUGUGAAUGCACUCUAGUUCAUAAUAAAAGUUAAGAAAGUAUU
Molecule: messenger RNA, 3044 nt
Organism: Talpa occidentalis (Iberian mole)
Lineage: Eukaryota; Metazoa; Chordata; Mammalia; Eulipotyphla; Talpidae
Product: hyaluronidase PH-20-like
Exons: 8
Coding region: 847-2541 (564 amino acids)
Biological process (GO): carbohydrate metabolic process; hyaluronan catabolic process
Cellular component (GO): acrosomal vesicle
Molecular function (GO): hyalurononglucosaminidase activity
Source: RefSeq, a predicted model, not a curated record